AGCUGUGCUGCGGGAGGAGCGGGCAGCGUGUUUCCGGUAAGAGCGACACAACAGUACCACUAGAAACGUUCUGGAGUCGUCUAUCGAGCGGCGCGGAACACACGCGGCAAUGGAAGCCGAGUUUCGGGAAAUCGAUGAGCUCGGGAACUGGAACGCCGUUUACCAGGAGAUUAGGCAGCAGUCCAGUGACCUACCAUGCAAGAUCGCCAAACUUCCAGAAAACAGGAGUCUUAAUCGCUACAGAGACGUCAGUCCGUUUGACCACAGCCGUAUUCGUCUGCAGAUCGGCAGUAAUGACUACAUCAAUGCCAGUCUGAUCUCAGUGGAUGAAGCUCAGAGAAACUACAUUCUAACUCAGGGUCCAUUACCAAACACCUGCGGUCAUUUCUGGGAGAUGGUGUGGGAGCAGUGCUGCCGAGGGGUCGUGAUGCUGAAUCGUGUUAUAGAGAAAGGCUCGAUAAAGUGUGCUCAGUAUUGGCCUCAGCGAGAGGAGAGGGAGGGUGUUUUUGAAGACACAAAUUUCAGACUUACUCUGAUCUCAGAGGAUGUGAAAUCGUACUAUACAGUACGACAGCUGGAGCUGGAAAAUCUGUCGACACAGGAAACCCGGGAGAUUCUUCAAUUCCACUACACCACAUGGCCAGAUUUUGGUGUGCCAGAGUCGCCUGCAUCUUUUCUCAACUUCCUGUUCAAAGUGCGUGAGUCGGGCUGUCUGAGUCCAGAGCACGGCCCUGUUGUGGUCCACUGCAGCGCUGGUAUUGGCCGCUCUGGAACGUUCUGCCUUGUAGACACCUGCCUUCUACUGAUGUCUCAGAGGAAAGAUCCAUCAUCAGUACGCAUACAGGAGGUUUUGCUGGAAAUGCGACGAUACCGCAUGGGUCUGAUCCAGACAGCUGACCAGCUGCGUUUCUCUUACCUCGCCGUCAUAGAGGGUGCCAAGUACAUAAUGGGAGACACGUCUGUACAGGAGUCAUGGAAGGAGUUAUCAAAUGAGGAGGAUCUCCCCCCUGAAUUCACUCCUCCUCCCAGACCACGGCCCCGAAUAGACCCCACAAAUGGCAAAGGCGACCUGGUGAACCCUGACACCACACACUUCUUCAGUGAGAUAAUAAAAAACAGUGCAGAAAUCUGUGCAAACAGUGCGCCCCAGACAUUCACAGACGGGCCAGAGCUUCGCAAACGGGCAGUCGCAGCCGGUGAGGUCAGAGCAAAGGAGUUGUUAAGUGAACCUGAUGACCCAAUUGUAGCAAGAGAAGCCCCUCCCAAACCUGCACGGUCUCCGCCCAAGACUCCCACGGAAGAAGCGACUCCUGUUGCGGCCAAUGGAGCGUGGAGCCCCCUGCUGACCAGUGUGUUUAUGUGCACGGUACUGGCUGUAGGUGCUUAUGCCUGUUACCGCACCUAUUUCCACUGAUGCCCUCUUUUUCUCAUCCGUCUCUUUCUCUAUCCCUCCAUGUGCUGGCUAUUGGUGGGAAAAGAAAAAGAGAG
Sinocyclocheilus anshuiensis is the source of this 1488-nucleotide messenger RNA. It is a transcript of the gene ptpn1, whose product is annotated as protein tyrosine phosphatase non-receptor type 1. Gene Ontology annotation, biological process: negative regulation of ERK1 and ERK2 cascade; peptidyl-tyrosine dephosphorylation; negative regulation of PERK-mediated unfolded protein response. The transcript has 10 exons. NCBI's taxonomy places the organism in Eukaryota, Metazoa, Chordata, Actinopteri, Cypriniformes, Cyprinidae. Gene Ontology annotation, molecular function: non-membrane spanning protein tyrosine phosphatase activity; protein kinase binding. Bases 110 to 1414 code for a protein of 434 amino acids. Gene Ontology annotation, cellular component: cytoplasm; endoplasmic reticulum; early endosome. The record is from RefSeq and is a predicted model, not a curated record.